Orussus abietinus is the source of this 3095-nucleotide messenger RNA. RefSeq names its product adapter molecule Crk (gene Crk). Gene Ontology annotation, molecular function: protein binding. The transcript has 3 exons. NCBI's taxonomy places the organism in Eukaryota, Metazoa, Arthropoda, Insecta, Hymenoptera, Orussidae. The coding region runs from base 479 to 1339 and encodes 286 amino acids. The record is from RefSeq and is a predicted model, not a curated record.
GCAACCAUUUUUGUGAGAUUGCAUUUCGGGUUCGGCUCUCGGUGAGAUUCUUUUCGAAAAUUCCUUGAUCUGCGUGGCUUAACAGCGACAGGACGUCGUCGAGACACGAACGGAACCACUCGCUCUGAAGUCAACGAGUCCCACGUUUUCGCAAAAAAGCGAAAUGUCAUCAGGAUAAAAGUCCGAAGGAUGCUCUGAAUGGAAUUACUCUUUCGCGGCUAAGUGGACGUUCUGUCAAUGCAAGGUGCUAAUUCGUCGGAAAUACGGCUCGAAAGGAGAUUUACGAAAAGGGUUGGCGCUUCGCGGUGUGUCGCUGUCACGCGCGGCGCACCUAUCAAACUAGAUGAGUGUCGCACGCGUGAUCUUACGCUAUGCGGACGAUUAACCAAUCUUCCACACGUUCUUUCGUGAUACACUAGUCAAUAAACUAGGCCGAAGGCUGUUAAUCAUUAGAGUGGAUUGAUCAGAUCAUUGGACAAUGGCUACCAGCUUCGAUCAGUACGACAAGUCCAGUUGGUACUUCGGCGCGAUGUCAAGGCAAGAUGCGUCGGAUUUACUGAUGGGUGAGAAGGAAGGAGGAGUAUUUUUGGUACGUGACAGCACAUCCAUACACGGAGACUUUGUUCUCUGUGUACGGGAAGAUAGCAAGGUCAGCCACUAUAUAAUAAACAAAAUUCAACAAGGCGAUCAAGUGCGCUAUCGCAUCGGCGAUCAAGUGUUUCCAGAUAUUCCAAAUCUUUUGGCCUUUUACAAACUGCAUUACCUUGACACCACGCCACUGAUCAGGCCUGCUUCCAGAAAAAUUCAAAGGGUGAUUGCUAAGUACGACUUUGAAGGCCAUGACUCUGAUGAUUUACCCUUUAGAAAAGGGGAAAUUCUCACCGUGAUCUCAAAGGAUGAAGAACAAUGGUGGACGGCAAGGAAUAAUCUUGGACAAACGGGGUCAGUGCCAGUCCCUUAUGUUCAAAAAUAUGAAGAAGAUGGUAACACAGUGAUUGAAAAUUCGCGGCCUGAAAGUGGAGGCAGUAGUGGAUCGAAUUCUAGUUUAGCUCAACCUCCAACUCAAGCACAUCAUCAGGAGACUAGCCAAGCAACGGUCACGCGGCGAUCCAAUAUCCAACGAACACUGCCAGCUUUUGCAAAAGUCAAACAAGCUCGAGUACCGAAUGCUUAUGACAAAACAGCUUUAAAAUUGGAAGUUGGAGAUAUGAUUAAAGUAACAAAAACCAACAUUAAUGGACAGUGGGAAGGAGAGCUCCAUGGAAAAGUGGGUCAUUUUCCAUUUACGCAUGUCGAGUUUGUGGACAAUGAAACUGGCGAAGAUAAUCAAGAGAUUUAACAGAGUUUCUCUGCUGACAAGAAAAAUGUACUCUGACGAUCAAGGGAGGUAAUGUGAGAAUUUUUCAUUUAUACUAUGGCAGCUGUAUGCAAUGAUAGAAAAAAAAAUUUAAUUUACAAGACUCCAUGUUUAAGGAAUCAGUUGUUCAGAAAUUCUCUCGCAUUAUAUUGCACGAACGGCGAGAGAUUAGUUUACCGUUGUGAGGACAAUCUGCUUAAUUUAAUUGAGUAUCGAGUGAAAAAUGUCUCAGUUAUCUUCACUUGUGUUGCAGGAUUUUUAUCUCUAACAAAAGAGAAUUCUGGUUACUUCAAUGUAACUAAUCUCUCGGUCUUGUAAUGGGUACAAUUUUCUUCAUUGGCCAGAAAUUUUGCUAUCAGAUGAAACAUAUCUCGAACCAAAAAAUGAUUGCCAGUGAUGAGAAAUCCAAAAAAGAAUUGAAAUUUGAUGAAUUUCACCCAGGGCAACCAUAUUGGCCUAAAGAAAAAUGAAAGAAAAUUUUAAUUCGAUUCCACAAUUCAAAGCCUCUUAUUGAAACGCUUCAAUGCAUUUCAUCCACGGCAUUUGACACUUCCAUCGUUCUUCAAGCGUACGUACGUGAUUAUCCAGGAUCUUCCUAAUAAGCACAGUAUUAAAGAUACAAUUGAACUGGAAGUAGAUCAUAUCGGUGAUAUCGCUAUACACAGGGAACAUAAUGAAACGUGUACCAUAAACUAAGAUGUUUCCAAAUUGGUCUCUGUUAAAAGUAUACCAGUGUUAGAGUUUAAAAUAUGUGACAGUCUUCAAAAUCAGAGUGAAUUAAGUUAAAUAAUCUCACUUAUUUGAUAGGGCAGUGCAUUCAUAUUUUAAAAUUUAUUACAUACCUGAUUAAUGACUGCCAGAUCUUUUAGCAUUUACCACACUGUAUAUUUUUCAUGGAGGUCGAUUAGAGAUGGCUCUUAUUCCUUGCUGGAUUUCACUACAUUUUUUAUAUGCACUUUCACCAAACUCACCCGAUAUAUGCAUAGCCAGGUAGAACACACGAAAACAUCAAGUUAACCUUUGGACUCGAAGCGAUCCAAUUUCUUCACAUUUAAUCGCGCACUACCUUCAGAGCCUUAAAGAAGUCAAACGCACAGUGGAGGAUUUAACAAAGCAUAGGCAGUUUUUUUGGCAGCACAUUGCGGUCUAGCCAUACUUGUAUAAAGCAAAAUAAUAGAACGUGCCAUUAUGUAUAUUUUACCAUUAGGUAUCAAUAUUCCAAAAAUGCGGUGCUUGAUAACUUUAAACACGCACCGCCGUGUGUAGUGACAUCUUUACAUGUACGUUCGAAAUUGUCAAGUUAAUGAGCCAUUCAGCUAAACGCAUAAUAGCUAAACGAUUACCUUGUAUAUGAAUCGAUUAAGACGGUAGUUUUACGAAUUCAAUGUUGUAUUAUUUGAGUAAAGUAAACGACCACGGUUGUAUCAUAAGCGUGUCUGUCAUUUCGUAUCGAUUACAUCGACCAAGGUUCGAAGAUUUCUUUAGACCUUUGGCUCUAUACGAGACACAUAUUCAUAAAUAAAUCUAUACGUGGUGUAAUAAUACAAUAAUGUAUAUUUUUCUAAGCGUAUGCACGCAUCCACAUUUUUUUUUAUAGCCAAUCGACCCCGUUAUCUAGGCAAAACGAGGUAGAAGUAGAUACCUAUUAGGUAGAUAAGUGACUGUGUUGUAAUUUAUAACGAAUCAUUGUACUGUAAUAUCCAAUCACUGCAAACAAUAAAAGAAAGUGUAAUAUUGA